AUGGCAACGACCAUUGCCAUUGUUUGGGCCUCUCGUGGCGGGCUGGGGGACGUGGGCAAGCUGGCGGCGAUGCACGCAAAGCUGGGCGGAGUGCAGUUCCGCGCAGUGGCCCUCAAUGAUGGCAAGGAGGGCCUUGACACCGGCAUUGAUACCACGGAGGUUGUGCCCGAGACCCGGCGAGAGAAACUUCAGGAAGUGCUAAAGGAUGUCGAGGUGAAGCAGUUGGACAUCACGGGUGACAGCACCUUGCUGGAGGAAGUUUUCAGCGGCUGUGACUGCAUCAUUGCUUGCCCUGGUAGCCGCCAGAACAAAAUAGCACGCACGUGCGCCCUGGGGGCGAAGAAGAUUUGCCAUGCAGCACAGAAGGCUGGCGUCCCCCGGAUCGUGGUGCUGUCAUCCUUUGGCGUUGGCGCCGAUUACCUUCCGUGCAGUUGCAUUGGAUGCAUUUGGGGCUGCCUCUUGCGCUGCGCCUGGCCGGGUAUGCGCCGUGACCUCAUUGAGAUGGAUGAGAUUGUCGCCUCAUCGGGUCUCGAGUAUCUGCUGGUGCGGCCCAUGGGCAUUGAUCCCACGGAGCAGCCGCUGGGGAGCUGGAAACUGGUCACCGCCAAGGGCCAAGGCAGCCUACCCAUCACCGUAGCGAAAGAGGACGUGGCGCAGUAUCUCCUCCGAGAAGCAGUGACGCCAGAGCACAAAAGCAUGUCUGUCACUAUCGGCAAAGACGUGGCAGCAAAGCCACCAGUAUCAGAAUGA
Messenger RNA from Effrenium voratum, 750 nucleotides. NCBI's taxonomy places the organism in Eukaryota, Dinophyceae, Suessiales, Symbiodiniaceae. The record is from the annotation of a GenBank genome assembly.